AUGAAACUUCUCCUCUUUGCAUUAUUUGUAAUUUUUAUAAUUCAAGUUCAUGCCAAUGAAAAUUUUAAAUGUCACAAACGGCCAAAUCGUAAAUCUCCCAAAUCCUGUCAAGAUCUUUUCAAUACCGAUCAAUGUAACAAAUGUCAAUCAUUAGUGUGGGAUCAUCUUAAUGGUUCCGAUCAAUGUGGUACCAUUAUCAAUUUUAGUCAGAGAAUGUCUAAGAUCGUUAAUGAUGCAAAUUUGAAGUUUUAUGAUUUUAAAUUACUUAAAAGAGGUUUGGACGAUUAUUGUCAAAAAGAUUUUCAAUGUGAUCAUCAAAAAGUUGAAAAAAUCUAUGGCGAAAUUCAAAACGAAUGUGAACGUGAAUUAUCGGUUAAAUUAGAUUGGAGUGAUAAUCCUAAAAAUUUUGAUAAAAAUUCUUAUGCCGCUUAUCUUACUUUAAUCGCCUAUUACGGUGGAAUUCCUGAACAUAAAGCACUUUGCGCUAAGAAUGAUCGUGGUGAUUACUACAGUUACGAAUUCAUUGAAAAAUUCGUUAAAUGGAUGAUGGAGAAAACUCAAUGCGAUCCAGAUGCCAAAGUAAGUUACGAUGCCCAUAACGUUUUCAAAAGAAAUGGCGAAAAAAUUCGUGUACCAGGUUCGUUCUUUUGCGAUCCAAACUGGAGAAAGAUGGCUCAAUUCUACGCUGAUUACAUCAAAGAACAUGGAAUGAAGGAUUCUAUUGGAAAGAAAAUUUGGGGAACUUAUCAUGAUUUUGAAAAUUUAUAUCUUCCGGCUUGUACUUAUCAUAAACGUGGUUCGGGUGAAAUAUUUAAAGAAAGAAAUAAAUUAGAUAAGCGUGUAAUUGGUCCUAUCUUGGGCUUUAUAGCUACAGAAGCUGCUGCUGUAAUUGGUGGAAAUCUUGCAGAUGAGUUUCUUUAA
Molecule: messenger RNA, 921 nt
Organism: Rhizophagus irregularis DAOM 181602=DAOM 197198
Lineage: Eukaryota; Fungi; Glomeromycota; Glomeromycetes; Glomerales; Glomeraceae
Source: RefSeq, a predicted model, not a curated record